This is a messenger RNA of Lotus japonicus, 1153 nucleotides long. RefSeq lists its product as uncharacterized. The coding region runs from base 150 to 902 and encodes 250 amino acids. The record is from RefSeq and is a predicted model, not a curated record. Gene Ontology annotation, biological process: protein folding. NCBI's taxonomy places the organism in Eukaryota, Viridiplantae, Streptophyta, Magnoliopsida, Fabales, Fabaceae. The transcript has 5 exons. Gene Ontology annotation, cellular component: cytoplasm.
CACCCCUAUUUGAAUUGGUGCCCCUUCCACCUCCAAGCACACAUAAAAUUGCAUUCUAAGUUGGUUCAUAACCGUCGCCGUUAAACCGUUUCUGGCUUUGCUGAAUUGCAUUACCACAGAGCUAGCUCAGAAGAACAAGAAAGAGAAAAAUGGCAGACUAUCACUUUGUGUACAAGGAUUUAGAAGGAGCCUCCACUCAAUGGGAUGACAUUCAGAGAAAGCUUGGCAAUCUGCCUCCAAAGCCACCUGCUUUCAAGCCACCACCUUUCAACCCUGCCGCCGAUCCUGACACCCUCCCCAAAGACAAAGAUUGGCUUGAUUCGAAAACCCAAGAUGAACUUGAAGACCUCGAAGAUGACCUUGAUGAUGAUCGUUUCCUUCAAGAAUACAGGAAGAAGAGGCUAGCUGAGAUACAGGAGACAGCUAAAGUUUUGAGGUUUGGAUCAGUGACCCCCAUUUCAGGAUCUGAUUUCAUUCGAGAGGUUUCACAGGCUCCAUCUGAUGUUUGGGUGGUUGUCAUCCUUUACAAAGAAGGGAUUCCUGAAUGUGUUCUGUUGAUGCAAAGCAUUGAGGAACUGGCUGCAAGAUAUCCUGCAACAAAAUUUGUCAAGAUAAUAUCCACUGAUUGCAUUCCGAACUACCCAGAUCGCAAUCUUCCCACUUUAUUGGUUUACAAUAAUGGAGCCGUGAAAGGAAAUUAUGUCGGUUUGCAUAGUUUUGGGCGAAGAUGCACUCCUGAAGGUGUUGCAUUAGUACUUUGCCAAUCAGAUCCUGUACUUAAUGAUGGGCAGAGUGGAAAUGAGCAAUCAAGAGAAGCUGUCAUUGAAGGAGUUCGCAAGAGGUUUAUAGAGAAGGUUGUCCUAGAUCAUGAAGAGCAAGAGGAUGAUUCCACAAGCGAUUAGCAUUGUUGCUUGUCAUUGUAUUUUAAGUAGAGAUGUUUCCUUUCGAUGAAGUAAAGUUAUACACAACAUACGUGGGAUUUUGUUUCUUCCACGACUAUGCUUAUCUUUGCUUUUUAAUCCCCUUAGUUUCUUCUAAUUACACUAUGUAGUGGGAUACUGGGAUCAGAUUUAGUUGUUGUCGUCUCCAUGUUAAAAUGUAAAAGCAUGAUGUUUGUGAUUAAAAAAACAAAGUAAAUUACUUCAAGUUUGCA